AGUCUAUGUGUUUUAAAUAGCAAAUAAUUUUGUUUAAAUUUUUAAUUAAAUAUUGCAAAUUUUGCCAACUUUUUUGCUCAAAAAAAAAAAAUAUUUAAAAAAGUUAUUUUGUUGUUGUUGUUGUUUUUGGAAAAAAAUAAUAUAUUUAUUUUUGUUUUUGAAAAAAAUAGUAGUCCUAAUUAUUAAUUAUGCCAAAUAAAAAUAAUAUUUUAUAUUCAAAUGAUAAACCAUUUGAAAGUCCCAUCAAAAUAGUUGGCGCCUAUUUAUGGGACAAACUAAAUAAAUUAUCAGAUGAUCUAGUUUGUUUGAUCGACGCACGUACUGAUGAACGACUAACAAUUGGUGAACUGAAAACACGUGCAAACAAUGUAUCGAUGGCUCUCAUUGGCCAAGGGGUCACCAAAGGGGAUAGGAUUGCAUUUUCCGGUCAAAACUCUAUACAACAUGCAAUCUUGAGGUUUUCAGCUAAACUAUUGGGCCUAACAUUUAUGCCAUUGAGUCCUACAUUUGAGAGCUACGAAGUCCAACAAGAGGUCCAGAGCGCCGGUACUAACAUUAUAGUCACAUCCAGUGAAGACUAUCGUAAGUUUCAACGUGUUUUCGACGACAACACCAGUAACAGGAAUCCCGUCGUAAAACUUGUUGUCGUAUUUGAUGGCGAACUACAAUCAAGACAACAACAACAUCAGGAUAUCAAACAUAUAAUAUAUGGACAGUUGUUAGUCGAGGGUAGUAGUGGUCAACAAUUACCGCAAAUACCCUACUAUGAGGUCAACACCGAUACGGAUCCAUUGUUUCUGAUACAUACGUCCGGUAGUACUGGCCGUCCAAAGUGUGCAAUGAUACCGCACCGUACGUUCAUUGGUGCGGCACAGGAGACAACAUUUUUCCUGUCCUUACAUAACAACAAUAAUAAUGACAACAACAACAACAACACUGCGGCUAAAAACAAGCAAACUGUAUGCGCAAUGCCCUACCCGUGCGGCCAUAUAUCGGGCACCUGUAUGAUACCGUUGCAACUGAUAUCCGGAGCCCAGUUGGUCAUAAUGGGCGAGUUUGAUGAGGACCUACUGUUCCGGUCUAUUGAAAAAUAUCGGAUCCAAAUAUUGCCGGCGUUUCCCAGUUUCGGUCGGCGGCUGAUUGAAGGCGAUUCCGCCCAACUGUACGAUCUGUCGAGUCUGCAGCUGAUGAGCACCGGCGGGGCCGCCUUUCCCGGACAUAUUGCCCAACAAAUUAUCGACAAAUAUGGUAUCAAAUUUAAGGAAGCAUACGGUAUGACUGAGUUUCUAUGGGUAAGCACUGGUAGUAAAAUUAACGACAAAUUUGAAUCGGGUAAUGUGGGUCAAGUGGCACCGGGAUGUGAGCUGAAAAUUUGCGAUUUAUCUACCGGUCAGCCAUUGUGUCCAAAUCAAGACGGAGAGAUAUGUAUUAGAGGUAACAAACUGUUUAUGGGUUAUCUGGAUAGCGAUGACCGGAUAAAUCGUGAGGCCAUCGAUGAGGACGGUUGGUAUAGGACUGGCGAUAUCGGUCACUACGACCAAAGGGAACGGCUGUUCAUUACGGAUCGGCUGAAAGAAGUGGUUCGUAUAGGUAUUGACAAUCACUAUAUCAAUAUGAGUCCCGUUGAAAUCGAAAUGUUUGUGUUGACUCAUCCGGCCGUCAGUGAGGUAGCCGUUGUCGGUGUCAACAACUCGGCCGGUACUCAUUGGCCGCGAGCUUAUGUAGUCCGCAAACCGGGACAUACAGUUACCGGCGAUGAUAUUGUCAAGUUUGUUGCAGAUAUGUUAGCCUAUACUAAACAAUUGAAAGCCGGUGUUGUGUUUGUCGAUACCAUUAAUCGGACAUCCAUUGGGAAAGUCGACCGAAAAUACUAUAGAAAUUUAGUUAAAAAUGAAAUAUUUGAUUAUAAAUAAAUAAAAUUAAUUUUUCAUAUAAAUAUUUUUGUUUAU
Molecule: messenger RNA, 1949 nt
Organism: Oppia nitens
Lineage: Eukaryota; Metazoa; Arthropoda; Arachnida; Sarcoptiformes; Oppiidae
Exons: 4
Coding region: 189-1913 (574 amino acids)
Molecular function (GO): CoA-ligase activity
Source: RefSeq, a predicted model, not a curated record